Molecule: messenger RNA, 3823 nt
Organism: Neocloeon triangulifer
Lineage: Eukaryota; Metazoa; Arthropoda; Insecta; Ephemeroptera; Baetidae
Exons: 5
Coding region: 149-3775 (1208 amino acids)
Source: RefSeq, a predicted model, not a curated record
AAAUUGUAAAUGUCAUUGCCACUUGAAAAAUCAUGUUUCCAUUGUUGUAUGGAUACUGGAUAUUCUAAUAUAUUGAUUCAUUGUUGGCCCAACUUUUUUUUAAAUCGGUCACGUUCAAAUAUCAGUAACUGACGCCAGAAUUCUGAGGAUGGAAGAAAUCCAGCAAGAACUCGUCAAAAAACUGGAAGAACUUGAUAACUACGUGCGAGAGCACGUUGAAGUAUUGCUUGAUUUAACAACCAAGGCAGAUGCGGAGGAAAAAGUUGCAUCUUCCAUCAAAUCUGCAGAGGAGAGAUCUGUGACUGAAAAGCUCGGUGUGCUGACUCUGCUUCCAGGAUGGCUGGAGACGUUGCAGAAGUCACUACAAGAGUUCGCUGCAGUUGCCAAGAGCAUUCAGCCUCAACCAGCAGAUCCAGAGCGGAAACUGACAGCAACGGGACUUUUCCCUGACCCUGAGCAGUACCAACGCAGGCUGACUGAAUUUCGUGAACUUCAGUCUGAGAAACAAAAAUUCAGAUCCACAGUGGCUUUAUUGGAGAGCAGGACCACUGUCGAGAAUCUUGCCGACUCUGCUUCGGCUAUUGGCCAGUCGGAUCGGGUAGGAAGCAAAGAGGAGACAAAAAAGGAAUGUUGCUUCCUGUUGAUGAGGGGCUUUCCAAUUGAAGGAAUCGUCGAAAGGCUGGAGGACCUGCUUGACGAAAAGUGGACGAAAGCAGUGAGCCCCAAAAAACUCAAGAGAGAAGCCGAGCGUCAGUUAGCUUUGAAUGAAACGGAAAUUGAAGAAUAUGUUACAAGAAGAAACUCCAGUCGGUCUCUUGGCCAUGUUGUCCACAGACUGUUGGCAUCAAAGUACCCCAGGCCCCCAGUACCCCCUGGCGAAAGACUCCCUAGGCUCAAAGUGAUGGCCUUGCUCAUGGGGUUGGAUAACCAAGAUUCAAUCUUGCACCUGGCAAAAGUGGUUUCUGAUGCAAAAGUGAUUGUCGUCCAGCUACAAGACGCUCUGGAAUCCUGCAUCGAGGCAUACAGAACUGAAGGUCCAGGGAUUCCGCUUCUCGAGUCCCGGGAGCCCCCUACAAACACCCCUGAGCCUGAGCAAGUGACUCCGACCGCUUGCUUGAUUCCUCAUGCUCUCCUAGAGGAGCUGAAGGCCAUGGAGCCACCACCAAAACAGAAAGAAGUUGAAACUCAAACCGGUCCAGAAGUGAUACCGUGUCUGAGCAUGGCUGCAUCUCUUGGAAAGCAAGCGCUGGAAGUUUUGCGACUCAAAGAGCCCCUGUCCGACUGGCUCAUCACAGCUAUGCUCAUUGAGCACCUCCACCAUGCAACUUCCCAGGGAGCACUUGGAUGGAUAUUGGUCAAUUUUCCGGCUUCAUUCGACCAAGUCCGACUGUUUGAGGCUUCAAUCACAGGUCAAUGGGUUCCAAAUCCAGACAAACCUAAUGAAGAUCAAGGUGGGCGGACGUCCUUGGUUCAGUCCAAAAUCGUUUGCGAUCCCAAUUCCCCUGUGGAGGCUGACCGUCCAUUUUGCACUGUGUUCACCUCAGUGGUUGCCGUUUCACCAACAGAACCCCCACCAGUCGUGUCUCUGGUUAAUGAAGUUUACCUGAGGCAGGACGUAUUUGCUUGUGUCCAUUGUGUCCAGUUUGAAGAGAGCGCCAUCAAAGACCUGGCCGAAAUGCUUUUACGAGCUUCGCCGCACCCUCCUGCCGAGCCAAUAGCUCUCCAAAGUGAAAGCACAGUGCCAGACUUCAAUAUUCCUUCUGAUCUGAAACUUGGAAUGGUUGCUCUUUGGGAGGCUCUUGAAACAGCCUACCUUGCACGUCUGCACAGAGUCGCGCUGACUAGAAGAACUAUGCAAGUCUGUUUUGCUCGUCACUUGUCUUCGGUGAAAACUCGGUUCGGAAAAUUUCUGGGCAGAGAAGACAGCAUUCAAACAGUGCUGGAUUUGUUUGCUGGUCGAUACAAAGAAGUGCCUAGACCGUGGGAUGAAGAGUCAAAAUCAGAGAUGGUGAAGAGGAUUGAACAACUGAAUGAGACUAUCUAUGGCCAAAUUGAGACCAAAAGGCGCGAAGCUUCAGAAGAGAUUAACGAGAUUGCUGAGAAGUCGAUCCUGGCGCGCCUUCUCAUAGAAAAGUUGCAAGUGGCUGCAGCUGUUGCUCAACUUGAACUGGAUCGCUUUGUGGAUACAGUUGCACUACUGCAAGACUUCUCUUAUGCAUCACUGGAAAAGAUUCCCCCAAAUGCCAGCAAGAGUGUACGAUAUGAAGUGCCAAAAGUAAUUGGAGCCGAAGUUGGAGACGAAUGGACAAACUUGGUGGCAAAGACACUCAUUGCAGAUGAAUUCCCUGACGAAUGGAUGCCUGAAGAGUUUGCUGACUAUUUAUCCUCGGUCGUUGAUUCAGCCAGGACAAAUGUCGAAAAGUUGACUGGAUCGCAGAAAAUCGAAAUCGACAAAAUGGAGAAGGAAUUUCAGCCAAAGCCUCAGAAAGGCAAGGGUGCAAAGGAUAAAGGAGCCAAAGCCAAAAAGGGAAAAGGCCCCACUGUUGAUGAUGUUCCGAGCUUGGCAGACUUAGAAGCGGAGCGGUUUGCGGCAAAAAGAAUAUUUUUUCUUCAAGAGUGGCGCAGCAUGGUCGAAAACGAGGCAGAGCUUACAAUUAAUGCAAUUGAACGUGAAACUGAGAGGCAAAAAGAAGAGGCUGAAACACUUGCGAGGAAGCUUUGGGGUAGUGCCUUCCAGAUAAUGCGCACGGCUGCAGACUUGCAGAAAAGCUCUGAGAGCGAUUCUUUGCGAGAACUGAAAGAAUUCCUGGACACUGUGGUUGAAGCCGAAGCUGAAAUCAAGGACACCAUCUUAUUCCCAAGGAAGACCCGUUACCUGAGCUACCUGCAACGACCUGAUGCACCUGCCCCCGUCACUCGGCCAAGGAACUUCUACCAAGAACUGCACGAUUUGGUCAAAGUCCUUAAGCGUCUUGCUCCGGACGGUCGCAUACUCCUGUCCGGUCUUGUUUACUUGCUGCACCAAUCAGCAUCUGCUGGCAAACACUUGCCUCAAAACUGGCGAGAACUGGACAAAGAGGGCAUACACGAAGUGUUGAAGGACUUUCUGAAUGGUGACACGAUUGUAGACUGGCGUUCGUUGGUUGUCGCUCUGCUGGAGUUGCCCAUUGCGAGUCAGCAACAACUUUUGCUGGCUCUGCAGAAGCUGCGCCUGGGCACAAGAAAGAAGUUCGUCGAGUCUAAAAUUUGGAUGGACACCAUGUUUGCUGACGAGGAUGAGGCUGCAGAGGCAAAGAAUUUGAUAUUUGAUGUUUACUGCCCCAAAGACGACGACAAUUCUUCCGUCUUGGAAUUUCUGUCUGCUGCAGUGUUCGAUACAUGUCCUGUUGCUGCUUUCAUGAAGACAUGUUCCUUGCACCAAGAGCAGGUGUUGGAGGAAGAAAAGGAAAAACUGGACGAAAUGCCUCAUUCAGACGUGGUGCUGCUGGAAUCAGCAGUGACGGCCUGCCAAGCCGUGUUCCCCACCAAGGACGAAGCAGUUGGGCCACGUCUGCAAAAAAUCUGGAAUGAAGUCGAGGACACUGGACUCACCAAUGAACAGAGGAGGGCAAGAAACCGUGCGGUGGCGGCUGGAACAUACAAAGCUGAGGAUGCAACCCAAGCUCCAGUGGACCUUUUGAAAGAGAACCAGUCCUUGCAGCAGCUGGCUUCAGAGUAUUUUAGAUCAGAGAGACUUGAAAAGAUCAUCAGAGGCAAGUUAAGGCAUUCACUGUAGACUUGAUUGAAAAUGGAAUUUCACUACAUAAAUUAUUUCUUCAAAUUA